Molecule: messenger RNA, 707 nt
Organism: Panicum virgatum (switchgrass)
Lineage: Eukaryota; Viridiplantae; Streptophyta; Magnoliopsida; Poales; Poaceae
Product: Bowman-Birk type trypsin inhibitor-like
Exons: 2
Coding region: 151-456 (101 amino acids)
Cellular component (GO): extracellular region
Molecular function (GO): serine-type endopeptidase inhibitor activity
Source: RefSeq, a predicted model, not a curated record
CUCAUCUUGGUCACUCAUCUUGCUCCGCUCCUAUAAAAAGGCCUCCAUCCCAUCCCAUUAGCAUCACACAGAUAGCCCGGCCAAGCUUGACGAGCUCGUCCCAAACAAGUAGAGUAACUCGCCACUGAUCCUUGCAAAAGAGAAACAACCAUGAAGCCCCAGGUGCUGCUCGUCGCGGUGGCCGUCCUCGCAGCUCUGCCCCUCGCCGAAAGCAAAGGGCACGGGAUCGGGGAGGGCGCGGAGGCCGCGACGGCGAGCGCGUGGCCGUGCUGCAACACCUGCGGCUCGUGCACCAGGUCCCUCCCGCCGCGGUGCGUGUGCGCGGACGAGGCGCCCGGCGGGUGCCACCCGGCGUGCAGGAACUGCGUCAAGUCCACCGCCGGCGGCAGCGACGUCUUCCGCUGCGCCGACCGCAUCACCAACUUCUGCAAGCGCAGCUGCAAGCCGGCCGCGUGAUUGGUUGGACGCCGGGAUCCUGCUCUGCUGUCACCUGAAUAAUGCCGGCAGCUGCCGAUCGAUUAGCUCCGGCCUGCCUUUGGUUUCAGUCUUCCAGUGUUCCCUCUGCAUCCUGCUCUGAAUGGGGAGAAAAAAUCAGUGCUGUCGUUGUUGUUGUAUUUUCCUAAGGUCUGGUGCUCUGGUCAUGGACUCAUGGAUUUCAUACUGUUUCUGGAAUAAAGACCCAUAAGGACCCGUAUUCCACGCACAAA